Canariomyces notabilis is the source of this 4530-nucleotide messenger RNA. RefSeq names its product phosphatidylinositol 4-kinase-like protein. Gene Ontology annotation, cellular component: cytoplasm; membrane. The transcript is spliced from 14 exons. Gene Ontology annotation, molecular function: 1-phosphatidylinositol 4-kinase activity; transmembrane transporter activity. The record is from RefSeq and is a predicted model, not a curated record. Gene Ontology annotation, biological process: transmembrane transport; phosphatidylinositol-mediated signaling; phosphatidylinositol phosphate biosynthetic process. Lineage: Eukaryota; Fungi; Ascomycota; Sordariomycetes; Sordariales; Chaetomiaceae. The coding region runs from base 1 to 4530 and encodes 1509 amino acids.
AUGCAAGAGCCGGAGAUCUUCGAACAGCCAGUGGCCGACAAGGACCCGGAGGCCCUUGGUGUGAUCGACGAAACUGGUACCUAUCAUACCGUGCUGGGCAGCGGCAGCGGCGUUGGGCAAAUUACUGUUGAUGAUGCACAUGACGACUAUCAUGACUUUGUCUAUCCCGAAGACAGAAAACUAGGGACUUGGUCCACGGCUUUCUUGAUCAUCAACCGGGUCGUUGGGGCGGGAAUAUACUCAACCCCGUCUGGGAUCAUUUACUCAAUAAACAGCGUUGGUAUGACGUUGCUCUUUUGGGUCCUGGGCGGCUUGAUGACUUUCUGGAGGCGAGAAGGUUUAUUCCAAUUCGUUCUGUUUGCCAUCUCCACCGGCGGUAGCGUUAGCUUUAGCAGCUAUAUACUGCGAGCGAUAACAUAUGACGCCCAAGACGGGAGCUGGCUGAAUCGAGGUAUUGCGAUUGCCGCCAUUACUGUGGUUUGCCUUAUCCAUGCCUUUGCUCCCCGCUGGGGUAUCUGGCUCAGCAACGGCCUCGGCGCCUUCAAGCUCAUUCUGCUCAGUUUACUCGUCUGCACCGGCUUUGCCGCUCUUGCCGGACGGACAGCUACACCGAGACCCCACCCUGGCAAUUUCUCAAGCUUUCACGGACCCGACAUGCCGCAGCCUGAUGAGGAGGACUCGGCCGGUGCUGUCGCCGGAUAUGCCACUGCUCUGCUCCAAAUCCUCUACGCUUAUAGCGGGUGGGAGAAUGCAAAUUAUGUCUUGACCGAAGUUCGGAAUGCGCCAAAGACAUUGCGCAAGGCAGCACCGAUUGCCAUCUCGGUUGUUACUGUGCUCUAUGUUCUCGCCAACAUUUCCUAUUUUGCCGCCAUGACCAAAAGCGAGAUUGCCAACUCAAAGGUGGUCGUUGCCGCCCAGUUUUUCCAGAACGUAUGGGGCAAGAGCGCCUUCGUCGACCAUGUGGUGCCGCUCUUCAUCGCCCUCUCGGCGUUGGGCAAUGUAUUUGCGCAGUCGUUUGCCAUGCCUCGCGUCAAGCAGGAACUGGCCAAAGAGGGCAUUCUGCCUUGGUCUCGCUUUUGGGCCAGCGACUGGCCAUUCAACGCUCCUACUGGGGCUAUCUUUCUCCAUUGGAUCUUUUCCUGUGGCCUCAUCCUCGGGUCGCACACCUCAGACGUUUACAUGUUCGUCACCAACGUCUUCAUUUACAGCAGCAAUUGGAUCAAGGUCUUCCUCGCCAUCGGCCUUGUUUACCUCAGCUUUGCCCCGUCGGAACGGUGGGCCGAGCAGCGCACUACGUUUCGGAGCUCGCCGCUGCUGACCAUUUUCUGGAUCAUCUCGUUGCUCUAUGUCCAAGCGGCGCCCUUCAUCCCGAAUUCGCUGCUUCAUACGGUGCCGUUCUUUGUCGUACCUACGCUCGGCACCAGCCUCCUGGUCCUCGGCACCGGUUACUGGCUGGUCUGGGCCAAAGUGCUCCCGGCGUUUGGGUACAGUAUCCAGCAUGAGAUUGUGCAGAUGCCGGAUGGGAGCGAGCGGGUCAAAUACAAGGUGAGUCUCUGUGGCUUUCUAGUCUGGGGGGCGGGCUCAGGAGGAGGAAAAGGCGGGGACAGUGGCAGAGGCAACGGAAAAAAUCUACGAUACGCCGAUCAUGUGGGCAUCCACUACGUGCUCUGCAGCAAACUUCGCCAGUUUCCCUACGAGGAUAUCGAGUUCUUUCUUCCGCAGCUAUGCCACCUCAUAAUCAGCCUCGACAAUGAGUCGAUGGCCUUGGAGGAGUUCCUGCUGGAUCUCUGCGAGGAGUCGGUCACCGCAGCAUUGCUGACAUUCUGGUUGUUCCAGACCUACCUGCACGACCUAUCAUCGAAUCCCCAGACCGAAGCAUUCAAGACAUGUCGCAGGGUAUACAACAAGGUACAACAUGUCGUAUUUGGUCUGUCGGAGAGCGGAAGGCAUGAAAAGAUUGUCGAAAAUGUCCUACCCGUAACGGUUCUAGGGAGUUUCGUUCUUGGAAGCAUAGCCUGCCCCUUUCUGCCACACUGGGCUGGACCCCUAGCCGUUGCCCAAGCUAGGAAGCCUCGCCCAGUUGUCGAAACCAUUUCCGAGGCCGCGGCUGUCACUGCGAAUGUGAAUGUGCCGGCCCGCGCACACACCAUGACCGGAAAUCCUCGAGCAAGGCGGCCAAAGGAUGGGCGCGUUGCGAGUGCCCCGGAUUCUAGGGGUACGCAGGGCAACCAGCACACAAAAUCACCUGCCAAGGCACCGCGACCGUCAUCAAAGUCGGCAACCGUGGAAACCCCGUCACAAAAGAAGGAGGAUGCAGGUUUACCGUCACAGCUCGAGAAUUUGGCCCUCGACGGACGUCUCAGCUCGGCUUCUCUGCCUUUACCUGAGUCCAGGCCACCUCGUAUCGUUACAAGGCCAUCUACGCCACAGUCGGCUGGCCUGCGGCCGUCUGAGCCUAUACAGAGGAGACAUUCUCACCAUCUAAAAACUCCAUUGAAUCUAGCCGACAUGACCCCUCUGCAAAAGACGCGCCUGCUGCGCCAAAACUAUUUCCGCUGUCAGACUGCGUUCCUAUCGGCAUUGGAGGACAUCUCGAACCGCCUAAUCAUGGUCCCCAAGCCUGCCCGUUUGAGCGCCCUACGUGCUGAGCUGGCACUCAUCGCCCGGGAUCUACCCGCGGAGGUGGACAUCCCGGUCAUAUGCCCUCCUGACUUGGUGGAUGGCUCUCCGGCCCGAAGCCGCCAUCACAGGAUAGUCCGGCUCAACCCGGCCGAGGCCACUGUUCUCAACAGCGCCGAGAAGGUGCCGUACCUGCUCAUGGUCGAAAUUCUGCGCGAUGAUUUCACGUUUGAUCCCGACACCCAGGACAACCAAAGACUACUCACGAAUCUGCUGGCCGAGCAAGGAACACGCAAGCGAAUAUUUGACCUGUCCGAUGCCCAGAAACUAUCUACCACUUCCCGCCCGCCAGAGUUGGUUGUCGACAGCGUCUUUGAGCCGGCAUCGGGGGAUUUGGGGAGUUCUCCCAUGCUCAAGCCCGUAGAUGACGACUUUUUUGGGCCAAGGCCGAUGCAAUCGAGCCACUCCCUCCGGCUGUCGAGCGCUGCCAACACCACGGCAUCGACCGGCUCGGAUAAGAGCACUCCCCGGAGCUCGGGUGACCCCACCUCAGGAGCUUCCAGCCCUCCAUUAAGGAGAAUGACGCUGACCAAUCCGCGCAACAACUCGGUCGACCAGCCCGACUUCUCGGCCCUAGCGGUGCACAUGCGCACGGCUUCGCAGAUGCUGGCGCAGCUGGACGCAACAAGCGGCAAGCGGCCCCGCCAGGAGGUGGCGGCCAUCCGGGCGCGCAUCAUCGCAAGCAUGCAGAGUCUGGAAGAGCAGAGCUUCGAUCUUGACGAUGGCCAAGGACCCACGUUUGACAUGAUCAUGGCCAGGGCGCAGGCUGCGUCAGCGGCGAACGAGGCUGCCAACGGAGGUGCAGAAGGGGGCAAUGACGAUGGCACGGCCCCGUCUGUCGAACCUAAUCUCAACGCCAAUGCAGGCAUCGACCGGAUGGAGAACGACAUCAAGACGGGCGGCCUGCAGCGCAAGGGCGACCGCGACGACCCAAGCGCGGCCGUGUUUGGCGAGGCGUGGGAGACGAAGAAGGAGCGGAUCCGCAAGUCGUCGCCCUACGGCUGGAUGAAGAAUUGGGACCUGGUCAGCGUCAUCGUCAAGACGGGCUCGGACUUGCGCCAGGAGGCCUUUGCGUGCCAGCUGAUCCGCGUGUGCCAUAAGAUCUGGGUCGACGCGGGCGUACCCGUGUGGGUCAAGCUGAUGCGCAUCCUCGUCACGGGCGAGUCGUCUGGCCUAAUCGAGACCAUCGCCAACGGCGUGUCGCUGCACUCGAUCAAGCGCAGCCUCACCCUCUCAAGCAUCGAGUCGGGCGCCAACCCCCGCCGCAGGAUCGCGACGCUCAGGGACCAUUUCAUUAAGGUGUUUGGCAGCCCGGAUAGUGAACCUUAUCGGGCCGGCGUGGAUGCCUUCAAGAGGUCCCUCGCGGCGUACAGCGUCAUCUCAUACGUCCUGCAGCUCAAGGACAGGCACAAUGGGAAUGUCCUUAUUGACAACGAGGGACACAUCAUUCAUAUUGAUUUUGGCUUCAUGCUGUCCAACUCGCCCGGCUCGGUCGGGUUUGAGGCGGCGCCGUUCAAGCUUACCUACGAAUAUGUUGAUGUGCUGGGUGGGGUCGGCUCGCCGGAUUUCGAUGACUUUAAGAAGCUUUGCAAACAGGCGUUUCAGGCCCUCCGGCGAUCGGCAGACAAUAUCACGGACCUGGUCAGCAUGAUGGGCCGCGAGUCCAAGAUGCCCUGCUUCGGGGCGGGCGUGACGCAGGUGACGGCGGCGCUGCGAGGGCGCUUCCAGCUGCAGCUGAGUGCCGACGAGGCCGAGCAGUUUGUCGAGAAUGACCUGAUUGGCAAGUCGCUUGGUAGCUAUUAUACACGACUUUAUGAUACUUUCCAGUAUAGGACGCAGGGGAUCUACUAG